UAUAUAUUCUUUUCUCCACUUUGCUAAACCAGUAGCACGCGUGUAUUGUUCUUCCCCUUGGCCUUUACACUCCCAAACUUCUGUGAUUUUUUGUUCUGAGAGAAGGUGUGACUGGGGAUUGCCGGCAUGGGACGCCUGAGCAGUUGCAGUGGUUGGCUUCUGAUGUAAAUAUUACAUGCAACAAAAGAAAAAGGCAGCUGAAGUAAUUUGAUUGUGUUUACUUGUUUAAACCACCCCUAACGGCUCUUUUACCUGCUUCCUUCAUAUAUAGAAAGGAAAAGCUGAUUUUGGCAUCUGGGCUCCUAGUCUUUUGAACUUUCUAUUCAAUGGGAAAGAGAGUGGAUGCUGUUUUGUGCUGUUUGGCUUUCUUAUCCUUAUGGGCGUCAGCAACUGGUUUGCUUUCUGCUAAAGGCAUCAACUAUGAAGUGCUAGCUUUGAUGGACAUUAGCCGCUCUCUGAAGGAUCCUCAUAAUGUUCUUGAAAGUUGGGAUGAGACUGCUGUGGAUCCAUGUAGCUGGUUUAUGGUCACUUGUUCUCCUGAUGGUUUGGUAAUUGGGCUAGGAACUCCAAGCCAGGACUUGUCUGGUAUUCUGUCACCAAGCAUCAGCAACUUGACAAAUCUCCAGUUUGUACUCCUGCAAAAUAACAAAAUAUCAGGACAAAUCCCCUCUGAGCUUGGCAGACUCCAAAAGCUUAAAACACUUGAUCUUUCUAAUAACUUCUUCACUGGUCAACUUCCCAAUACUCUAUACCACUUGAAAGGCCUCCAAUACCUGCGGCUAAACAACAAUAGUCUCACCGGAGCAAUUCCUUCAGCUUUGGCAAACAUGACCCAGCUUGCUUUUCUGGAUCUGUCUUAUAACAAUUUGAGUGGUCCUGUACCCAGGUUGCAUGAUAUUAAGACAUUCAAUGUUGUUGGAAACCCUUUGAUAUGUGCCCCCGGAACAGAGAACGAUGGCUGCCGGACAUCGUCGCCGUCACCUUCUUAUACCUUGAAUAAUUCCCAAAACUCUCAACCUUCUGGAACAACUAAAAGCCACAAAAUUGCCUUGGCCUUUGGUUCAAGCCUAGGGUGUAUCUGCCUGUUAAUUCUUGGGUGUGGUUUCCUUCUUUGGUGGAGACAACGACACAACCAGCAAAUAUUCUUUGAUGUUUAUGAACACCAUGAAGAACUUUGCCUAGGAAACUUGAAGAAAUUUCAGCUUAAAGAAUUACAAAUUGCUACAAACAACUUCAGCAGCAAGAACCUGAUUGGCAAGGGUGGUUUCGGCAAUGUCUACAAAGGCUAUCUUCAAGAUGGUACAGUAGUAGCUGUGAAAAGGCUCAAAGAUGGAAAUGCCAUUGGGGGUGAGAUCCAAUUUCAAACAGAAGUUGAGAUGAUCAGCCUAGCAGUGCACCGGAAUCUCCUCCGCCUCUAUGGAUUUUGUAUGACGGCCACGGAGAGGCUUUUGGUUUACCCAUACAUGUCAAAUGGGAGUGUUGCUUCCCGUCUCAAAGCAAAGCCAGCUCUGGAUUGGGGUACAAGGAAAAGAAUUGCCUUGGGAGCUGCAAGGGGUUUGCUAUACUUGCACGAACAGUGUGAUCCCAAGAUAAUUCACAGGGAUGUGAAGGCAGCAAAUAUAUUGCUUGACGACUACUGCGAGGCUGUGGUAGGAGAUUUUGGACUGGCAAAGCUGUUGGAUCACCAAGAUUCACACGUGACAACAGCAGUAAGAGGAACAGUGGGGCACAUAGCUCCGGAGUAUCUCUCAACAGGCCAGUCUUCUGAGAAAACAGAUGUUUUUGGGUUUGGGAUCCUUCUACUUGAACUAAUAUCUGGUCAAAGAGCUCUAGAGUUUGGCAAAGCGGCAAACCAGAAAGGAGUCAUGCUCGACUGGGUGAAGAAAAUUCAUCAGGAAAGAAAGCUUGAUGUGCUGGUUGACAAGGACCUGAAGAACAACUACGAUCGAAUAGAGCUUGAAGAAAUGGUUCGAGUGGCUUUAUUGUGCACCCAAUACCUUCCAAGUCACAGACCAAAGAUGUCUGAAGUGGUCCGGAUGCUGGAAGGAGAUGGGCUUGCAGAAAAGUGGGAAGCUUCCCAUAGAAAUGAAUCAACCAGAGGCAGAGCCAAUGAAUUCUCCUCCUCGGAGCGAUACUCAGAUCUUACUGAUGACUCUUCCUUGCUUGUCCAAGCAAUGGAGCUCUCUGGACCCAGGUGACACAUGACAUGGUUGUGGAAAAUGAGACCAAACCAGUUAUACAAUAAUAUGAGUGAAAAAUCCCUGUCGAAAUGAGUUUGCUGUAUAUUAGAUGAUAUUGAACCUUCAAGGAAUUGUGUUCGCUUCUGACUGUACAGAAUCUGACGUUUAGGUGAGUGUUACGUGUCCUUUUGUUUCUGCUGAGUGAAGAAAUUUUUGGGGCAAAUGUCAUAGUGAGGACUUGAACUUGUAAGAAUAAUGAAUUUGUUUGUUUUAAUUAA
Messenger RNA from Alnus glutinosa, 2458 nucleotides. RefSeq names its product protein NSP-INTERACTING KINASE 1-like. Gene Ontology annotation, biological process: protein phosphorylation. The transcript is spliced from 11 exons. The record is from RefSeq and is a predicted model, not a curated record. The coding region runs from base 327 to 2198 and encodes 623 amino acids. NCBI's taxonomy places the organism in Eukaryota, Viridiplantae, Streptophyta, Magnoliopsida, Fagales, Betulaceae. Gene Ontology annotation, molecular function: protein binding; ATP binding; protein kinase activity.